Lolium rigidum is the source of this 1366-nucleotide messenger RNA. RefSeq names its product putative hydrolase C777.06c. The transcript is spliced from 10 exons. The coding region runs from base 1 to 993 and encodes 330 amino acids. The record is from RefSeq and is a predicted model, not a curated record. Lineage: Eukaryota; Viridiplantae; Streptophyta; Magnoliopsida; Poales; Poaceae.
AUGGCCGCCGCCAUCCCCAACGGCCACCCCGCCACCGCCUGCGACGGCACGCCCCUGUCCCCGCCGCCGUCCUCGUCCUCGCUGGUGUUCCUGGGCACGGGCUGCUCAAGCGCCGUCCCCAACGCGAGGUGCCUGAUCCAGCCCCCCGACCCGCCCUGCGCCGUCUGCUCCCAGUCCCUCUCCGUGCCCCCGGAGCUAAACCCCAACUACAGAUGUUGUACUUCUCUCCUGAUUGAUUAUUGCCAAGAUGAAGGUGCACACAAGUAUAUUAUAAUUGAUGUUGGGAAAACAUUCCGAGAACAAGUUCUGCGGUGGUUCGUUCGCCACAAAAUCCCUUGCGUUGAUUCUAUUAUUCUGACUCAUGAGCACGCAGAUGCGAUCUUGGGUCUUGAUGAUGUUCGGGUAGUACAGCCAUUUAGUCCUACAAAUGAUAUUGAUCCCACUCCUAUUUAUCUCUCCCAAUAUGCCAUGGACAGCAUUUCCCAAAAGUUUCCCUACUUGGUCAAAAAGAAACUGAAGGAAGGGGAGGAGGUCAGGCGAGUUGCUCAACUUGACUGGAGAAUAAUUGAGAGUGAUCUUCAGAAACCAUUUACUGCCUCGGGGCUAGAGUUUGUUCCCUUGCCGGUGAUCCAUGGAGAGGACUACAUUUGUCUGGGUUUCCUUUUUGGAACAAAAUCUAGAGUUGCUUAUAUAUCUGAUGUUUCACGGUUUCCUCCUAGCACGGAAGAUGCAAUUUCGAAGUCUGGCGGGGGGCAGCUUGAUUUGCUCAUCUUGGACUGCCUAUACAGGACUGGUUCUCAUAAUGUGCAUCUUUGUUGGGAUCAGACACUAGAUGCUCUUAAGAGGAUAUGCCCGAAAAAGGCAUUGCUCAUUGGGUUGACUCAUGAGAUGGACCAUUACAAGGACAACCAGACAUUGGAAGAAUGGUCCAGAAGAGAGGGGAUCGAUGUGCAGUUAGCUCGCGAUGGCUUGCGUGUCUACAUGGAUCUGUAAAUGUGGCAAGGACCUUCGUCGAUCCAGCGACCUGCACCAAGUUCACAGUUGUUACAAUUCAGCUGCUGUUGAGAAGAAAAUGAAGGAUACGAAAUGUUACUCAGCGGUGCCAGCUUAAUCCAUGGCCAUCCAACAGACAAAGGCUAGUUGAAUCAUCUAUGAACUGAUUCAAAAUGAAUAACAAGUGAAGAAGUCGCUCACAGAUUAACUCUUUUUUGGUAGCCCCACACUUGAAUGUAGCCCCUGCAUUGGAUGCAUUUUAGUGCCGACAGAUAGCAAAUAGUGUUAUGUAAAUAUACGGCUGUUUCGAAACCCUCAGGCCUUGUUUGGUACUACCAAAGUUUUUGUGGGGAUAAUCCCCAGUUGUUCCUAA